Carassius auratus (goldfish) is the source of this 1571-nucleotide messenger RNA. Its product is annotated as GTPase IMAP family member 4-like. Lineage: Eukaryota; Metazoa; Chordata; Actinopteri; Cypriniformes; Cyprinidae. Gene Ontology annotation, molecular function: GTP binding. The transcript has 4 exons. Bases 1 to 1329 code for a protein of 442 amino acids. The record is from RefSeq and is a predicted model, not a curated record.
AUGGGUUCCAGCACAUCACAAGAGGAUACAGAUCCUUUGUUAGAGAAUGAUGAAGAAAUUCUGCCUAUUUUUGAGGAACUUAAACUUGUGCUGAUUGGAUGUAAUGGAGCUGGAAAAAACACUAUUGCUAAUGCCAUCUUUGAGAAGGAAGUCUUCACAUUCUGGACAUCUUAUACAAGUGUCCACAUCAAAGAGACCUGUACAGCAUCAGGAAUGCAGAUUCAUUUGGCUCGCACCCCGGGCUGGAAUGGAGAACUGAGUAGAGCAGAGCAAACCAAACGUGAAAUUGUGCACUGUGUUCAGACUCUAUAUGAUACUGGACCUCAUGCAGUCAUUUUGGUGCUAAACGUCAACUCAGUGCUGUCAAUAGAGUCAACCAUUAGCACCCUAGAGAGUCUGCUUACUGUUCAGCUGUGGGAUCAUACAAUAGUGAUGUUCACCAAUGGAGAAAAACUGGGACAUUACAGCAUUGAGGAUCAUAUCAGAAGUGAACAGCUUCAACCUUUAAUUGACAAAUGUGGAAAAAGAUAUUUUGUGGUCCACAAAAAUGACAGCAAACAGAUUAUUGAAACGAUUCAAGAGCUCAUAGUCAGGAAGAAUUCAACAAGCUUUUUUAAACUUACUGCUCAGACAAAGGAUGAUAAUACAUUACUGUCAGACUGGGAAUAUGUUAUCAAAAGGAUCAGAUCGAAAAUCACUUCUCUGUCAGCGUUUAAGGAAAAGUUACAAAAUGAAGACUCUAUGAAAAUGAUAUUCGAUGCAAAGGACGCAGAGAUAAGGAGACUGGAAACAAUUGUUCAAGAAAAAGAAAUGGAGAUAGGGAGGUUACAAUCAAGACGCUUCAAUACUCAAGAUCUUGAGCUCUCUGACCUAUCCAUAAGAAAUACUGAACUGGAAGAUCAGGUUUAUAAGAUGAGCAAUGAACUAAAGGGAAAGAAUACAGAGAAUAAAACACUGAAAAAACAAGUAAAGGAAAAGGAUGCUGAGAUUGAAGAACUGAGAAAAGAGUUACAAGUGUGGCGACAAGAAGCUGUAGGCUCAGCUCUACAGAGAUGGAGUGAUGCUCUUCUGAAGAUCUUGAAUGAGCUGUCUGAUGAAGACCUGAAGAAAAUGAAAUACUCCAUGUUCUGGAAUGAAGAAUACAGAACAUACAGGGGCUCAGUAGAGCACAGAGACAGAGUUGAACUGGCAGAUCUAAUGCUAAAACAGUGGGGAGAACGGCAGUCAGUGCUGAAAGCACGAGACCUUGUGAAGAAAAUCCCUCGCAAUGACGAUGCCAUGAUAGAGCUGUUCGAACCUUUCUUGAAAAGCAUUGGUGAGACAUGGUGAUCAUCAACUAAAUCACACAGUCAUCAUUUCCUUCUAAAAGAACCAAGUUUUCAUCAGUUUUUCAUUGUUCUGGAUUGAUAUGAGAUGUUUCUUCUGCACAUUUAAUCUUAUGAAGAACUAUAUCACUAUAAAGAAUCUUUUGUGAGAUGGAAAAGUUCUAUAGGUCUUAAAUGUCAGUAAUUAACAUUUGUAUGGGUGUUCAAGUAUACAUAGAACAUAAUUUAUAAUAAUUUCAUAAUCAC